AUGGAGAAUCGGUGGCCCGGAUCCCGGCAGGGCGAUGAGGGGGGCAAUGCCCACCCAGAUCUGCGCAACUUCCAGUUCACCUUCGACCGCUCGUCCAUGUUUGGCGGGGCAGAGAACUUCAUUGAGCCCGAUCCCCUAUUUGGACCGCUAAGCGAGUCGGCGUCCUUGUCGGACAGCGUGCAAAACUUCCCCGAGGAGUUUGGCCGCACAUAUCAUGCGUAUCGAGCAGGCUCAUACGCCUUUCCCAACGACUCCCCGGAGCAAGAGCGCCUGGUACACCAAGGGCAGAUUCUCAAGAGACUCUUCAAAAACAGGCUCUAUUUUGCCCCCCUCUCUCGGUCAAAACCGCCGCGGAAUGUCCUCGAUGUGGCUACGGGCGUGGGCGACUGGGCCAUUGACAUGGGCGACUUAUUUCCUAACUCGCAGGUGAUCGCUACAGAUCUAUCACCCAUCCAGCCAGACGAGGUGCCGCCUAAUGUGAAAUUUUACGUUGAGGACUCAUCAGACCCGUGGGAGUACUCACACCAGUUCGAUUAUAUACACACGCGGGCUACUUCAGGCUGCUGGUCCUCGUUCGAGAAGGAGGUUGUUGAGCAAGCUUUCGCCACUCUUGAUCACGGCGGCUGGUUUGAAGCUCAAGAAUUCGACUGCAUCGUUACCUCUGACGAUGGCACCCUCGAUCCUAACGGCCCUUUUGCGAAGUGGCUCAAUGAGCUAACUGUCGCUGCGGAGACUCUUCAUCGCCCUAUUGUUUUUGGCACUACUCUCAAAGAGGUAUUUGAACGUGUCGGCUUUGUCGAUGUACAACAGCGCAUCUUCAAGCUACCAAUUAACGGAUGGGCCAAGGACGAGCGGCUCAAGGAAUUGGGAAGGAUGUGGGAGAGGAAUCUUACGCAGGGCCUAAGCGGCUUCUCCUUCCAGCUUCUCAACAGGGCAUAUGAUCGGCCUGCCACGGAGAUUGAGGUAUCCCUAGUUGACGUGCGGCGGGAGCUUGCUGAUCCGCGCAUACAUGCCUAUAUACCUGUUUUCGUCGUAUGGGGGAGAAAACCAUAUCCUGGAGAAGUACCCGUUCCCACACCGUGCUUCCAGUGA
Hirsutella rhossiliensis is the source of this 1092-nucleotide messenger RNA. Its product is annotated as methyltransferase domain-containing protein. Gene Ontology annotation, molecular function: methyltransferase activity. The record is from RefSeq and is a predicted model, not a curated record. The coding region runs from base 1 to 1092 and encodes 363 amino acids. The transcript has 6 exons. Lineage: Eukaryota; Fungi; Ascomycota; Sordariomycetes; Hypocreales; Ophiocordycipitaceae.